AUGCGGUUCGCUCUCCUUGCUAGCUUGGCCUCGAUGGUCGCCUCUGUCAGUGCCACUGCUCUGACCUACAGGCUCGAGGCCAAUGAGAAGGCAUGCUUCUUCACCAACAUUGAGCAGGCAAAUGCCAAGGUGGCAUUUUACUUUGCGGUCCAAUCCGGCGGCUCUUUCGAUGUUGACUAUACCGUGACCGCACCAGGCGGCAAGGUCGUCUUGGAUGGGACAAAAGAACGCCAGGGUGACUUUGUUUUCACCGCCCAGAGCACCGGCGAAUACCAAUUCUGUUUCAAUAACGAGAUGUCGACCUUUGCUGAGAAGAUGGUGGACUUUGAGAUUGCCGUUGAGAACGAGCAGCGCGCCGAGCUCCCCUCCCGCCAAGGCGCCAGUCCCGAGCAGACCUCCAACCUGGAGGAAUCUAUUUACAAGCUCUCCGCACAGCUAUCGACCAUCUCUCGUAACCAAAAGUACUUCCGCACUCGUGAGAACCGCAACUUCAGCACUGUCCGCAGUACCGAGCGUCGUAUCUUCAAUUUCAGCGUGAUUGAGAGCUUGAUGAUGGUCUCCAUGGCUGCUCUGCAGGUGUUUGUUGUGCGCUUCUUCUUCCAAGGCGCGCGCAAGGGUUACGUGUGA
Penicillium oxalicum is the source of this 627-nucleotide messenger RNA. Its product is annotated as p24 family protein. Gene Ontology annotation, cellular component: COPII-coated ER to Golgi transport vesicle; endoplasmic reticulum-Golgi intermediate compartment; endoplasmic reticulum. The transcript is spliced from 4 exons. The coding region runs from base 1 to 627 and encodes 208 amino acids. Lineage: Eukaryota; Fungi; Ascomycota; Eurotiomycetes; Eurotiales; Aspergillaceae. Gene Ontology annotation, biological process: Golgi organization; endoplasmic reticulum to Golgi vesicle-mediated transport; intracellular protein transport. The record is from RefSeq and is a predicted model, not a curated record.